AUGGAGACCCCACUGUCCCACGGGUGGAAGCCCCUCCACCUCGACCGCUACGACGGCACCACGGACCCCGACGAGCACAUCGACUCGGUUUUUCCGACCUCACUCAAGGGACCCGCGCUUCAUUGGUACACCCAACUACUAGCCAGAUCCAUCGACAGCUUUGCCACCUUGAUGCGGCGCUUCGUGGCACAAUACGCCACCAGCCGGCCUCACCACACAACCUCGGCCGCCUUGGCCAACCUCAGGCAGAACGAUGAUGAAUAUCUGCGAGCUUUCAUGGAGCGCUUCUCCAACAUCUCUGUUCGGAUCCGGAAUCUAAACCCGGAGGUCGCCCUGCACGCCAUGCUCAUGGCACUGAAACCCGGAUUGUUCGUCGACAGCCUAUGCCGCGACACCCCUAGUUCCUUCAACACGGGUAAAAUGGUUCACAUACCAAAAUACUUUCUACUGUCCAAGUAA
Molecule: messenger RNA, 459 nt
Organism: Cajanus cajan (pigeon pea)
Lineage: Eukaryota; Viridiplantae; Streptophyta; Magnoliopsida; Fabales; Fabaceae
Source: RefSeq, a predicted model, not a curated record